AUGCUGCUCGUGCGCCUCGACGUGGACAUCGCCCUCGCCCUCCUCGCGCGCUCUCCGCACCGCGUGCCGGGCGGCGGGCUCACCGUGCUGCUGCUGCUGCCGGCGGCGGUGGCGGUGGACGUGGUCGACGGGUACGAGAGGCUCACGGGCUGGGCGGCGAGCGACGUUGGCGCGCGGGGCGAGGCGCAGGCGAUGGUGUACACCGAGGCGGCGCUGCUGCUGCUCUGCGGCCUCAAGCUGCUCCUCAAGCUCCGCCUCGCCCUCGCCCUGUGGCGGGUGCGCGCGCUCGGCCGCCCCGCCGCGCUGGACGGGGGCGAGGUGCGCCGGCUUGGAUGCACUGAGCGGGUCCUCUUCGCCGCGUGCGUGCUGAGCCUGGCCGCCGCGCUGGGCGCGCUCGACGCGUCGCUGCUCCCGUCCUCGCGGACGCUCGGCAGCCUGGGGCAGCCGCGCGACGAGGGCGGGGCGGCGGCGCAGGGCGGCAACGCGACGCUCGCCGCCCUCGCGGGAAGCGCCCUCCCCGCCAACGCAUCGCUGCUCGGCGCCCCCACCCUCGCUGACCUGCCGACCCUCGCGCCGAUGGUUGCCGCCGGAGCGCCGCUGCUCGCCGUCGCCUCCGCGGCCGUGCUGCGGCGCGGUCCGCUGCAGGCGACGCCGCUCGAGGCCUUCCUCGGCAUGCUCGCGGGCGGGAAGGGGGAGGAGGAGUGGUCAGAGGUUGGUGUCGGCACCGCCCUCUCGUCGUGGUUCCUCUCGCUUCAGGUGCCGCUCCUCCUCCUCGUCGCCGCCGCCGCGGUGGCGCUCAUCCACAAGCGGCUGAGCGGCGCGGCAAGCGCGGACGCGAAGCCGGCGCCACGCGCCCCUCGGCCGCAGUCGAGGGCGGUGGCCCGCGGCGCGAACGGCGGGGUUGGCAGUGGCGCGCGGCGGCUGUGCUCUCGCGACGCGCCGCCGCGAGACACACGCGGCCUUCAGCACGCAUGCCUCGGCUCUGAACCGUAG
Emiliania huxleyi CCMP1516 is the source of this 993-nucleotide messenger RNA. RefSeq lists its product as hypothetical. The record is from RefSeq and is a predicted model, not a curated record. The coding region runs from base 1 to 993 and encodes 330 amino acids. Lineage: Eukaryota; Haptophyta; Isochrysidales; Noelaerhabdaceae. The transcript has 3 exons.